Scatophagus argus is the source of this 3672-nucleotide messenger RNA. RefSeq names its product homeobox B5a (gene hoxb5a). The transcript is spliced from 2 exons. Gene Ontology annotation, cellular component: nucleus. The record is from RefSeq and is a predicted model, not a curated record. Lineage: Eukaryota; Metazoa; Chordata; Actinopteri; Scatophagidae. Gene Ontology annotation, biological process: regulation of transcription by RNA polymerase II; anterior/posterior pattern specification. Gene Ontology annotation, molecular function: RNA polymerase II cis-regulatory region sequence-specific DNA binding; DNA-binding transcription factor activity, RNA polymerase II-specific. The coding region runs from base 247 to 1203 and encodes 318 amino acids.
CCCUCACCUCCCCCAUCUCACACACACACACACACCCCUCAAUCCAACACACUGACACACACCACCCCACCCCCAUAUUUGGACGGCGCAUACAUAGCUAAAAACGAAGUACAGUGCAACGCCAUAAUUCACUAAUACAUCAUAAAUCGUUGAAAGUACCCGCGUUAUAACGACCAAGAGAAAUCUAACAAAUCAAGCGCCCCUUAGUACUCAACUGUAAGCCUGCAACUCUCUAAAACAACCUAAAUGAGCUCUUACUUUGUAAACUCGUUCUCGGGGCGCUACCCAAAUGGCCCCGACUAUCAACUGCUAAAUUAUGGAGCCAGCAGCGGCGCAAUGAACGGCGGGACGUACAGGGACUCUUCCUCCGCCACCAUGCACCAUGCGACGGGCUCUUACGGCUACGGCUACAAUGGCAUGGACCUGACGGUCACCAACCGAGGAGGGGGGAGCAGCAGCGCCUCCAACACCGGAGGACACUUCGGGGGCGGCUCGGUGGUCGGGGAGUCUCUUGGCUUCGGCUCCCCAGCAUCGGAGAGGAGCUACAGACAGCCGUCCAGUUGCUCUCUCGCCUCUGCGGCAGACUCCCUCCUGUCACCCGGUAAUGGAGACAACAAACUGGCCGCCCGGAGCUCGUCCCCCUGCUCGGAGCAACCAGGAAACGGUAAUCUCAGCUCCACAAACCUGUCCUCCACCUCCUCCGGCGGUGGUGGUGGCGGCGGUGGCACGACGAAGCGUUUCACGGAGCUGGACGACGCGUCGCCAGAGACCGAGGAGUUACAGCACAACCGGGACGCCGGCCACAGCAGCAACCCGCCUCCCAGGACCGGGCACCCGCAAGUCAUGCAGAAGCAGGAGGGCGGCCCGGCGGGAUCAGCCGCUGGCAGCACGACGGGCAGCGAGGCUCAGACACCACAGAUAUUCCCCUGGAUGAGAAAGCUGCACAUUAGCCAUGAUAUGACUGGCCCGGACGGGAAACGGGCGAGGACAGCCUACACGCGCUACCAGACGCUCGAGCUCGAGAAGGAGUUCCACUUCAACCGGUACCUCACGCGGCGGCGGCGGAUCGAGAUCGCGCACGCGCUCUGCCUCACGGAGCGCCAGAUCAAAAUCUGGUUCCAGAACCGGAGGAUGAAGUGGAAGAAGGACAACAAACUGAAAAGCAUGAGCCUCGCCACCGCCGGCAGCGCCUUCCAGCCCUAGAUAUUAACCCGUUUAACAAAUCCCAUCUCUGUGUAAAGGUUUCUACCAUGUGCGGGCCACCCAGGAGGAAGGAGAGACACAAAAGCGUAAAGCGCAGAAAAAAAUAAAGAAAACUUGAAGAAAACCAUAGAAUAUACAGCUGAAAUGAGCAGAAACGGAGCGAAAGGAGACGGUGAUGAAGAAACAACAAACAGAUUCCAAAUCUAGAUUUAAAGAACACUUCCUAUCAUCAACCGAGUACUGUACAGCAGCGCAGCACUUUUUAUUUGUUCGGCAUGUUGGUCUUUGGUGUUAAAAAAAAACAAAACAAACAAAAAAAAACACGAUGACUGUGGUACUUUCUCAUGUAAAAAACAAAAACCUAGUGUUCCUAUAUGUUGUUGUUGUUUUUUUAAGCAGCUGUCCCGAGGAGAGGCGAUAAGGACAGGAUGGAUAAUGCUACCUAACUACGUUUCUACCUAGGCCUACGUCCGCCCUUACAACCUUACUACCUACUUGUUGUUUAAUGUCUAAAUAUCGUUUCUUGCGUCCAGUGCGAUGUUUUGUAAUUGACAAAGUGCUUUCUAGAGAAGUUAGCAUGUGAGCUCUUAUUGUAAGUUAUUUACAGACAGUAACGCGUGUAUAGCCUUUCUAGUUUGAAUCCCCCGUCCUUUCUGUCUGUUACUGUCAUUCAGAUCUGCUCCCAUUUUUAUUGAGGAAGCAGGGAAGGUGUGUGUGUGUGAGUAUGUGUGUGUGUGUGUGUCCAAAAUCAAACUUGCCCUCCCUUGCGCCUCCGUAUAGAUCCACAUAAUGUUGUGCAUAGCGCUAUUAUUCAAAAAUGUAACUGUAUAUUAUUGUUAUUAUUAUUGUAAUUAUUGAAUCCAUGUUUCAGAAAAGAUGUAUAUAGAUAUAUAUGGACAUUUUUAAAUGUGACCAUUCGGCUAUUUGUAGUUGUUGUUGUGUGUGUGUGUGUGUGUGUGUGUGUGUGUGUGUGUGUGUGUGUGUGUGGUUUGAGAGUGUGUGUGUACGCAUGUAAGGGAAAUGGCUACCGUCCUGUGAGGCCUGUAAGCUUUCUGCCAAUGAGCUUUUUGUAUUUGUUUGUAACUCGGAGUAAGAAAAAAAAACAAUAAAGUUCUCCAUACUCAUCAAAACCAGACAGACGUGAAGAGCUGCUGUUGGUGAUGUACCAAAUUGACGCACAAAUGGCCUAACCGGGCUUGAAAAUCAUGACAUUUACGCCAGCCAAAAGCUUUAUAGGUCUUCAGCAUGUGCUGCAGCGGCUUCCUUGGCCGGGAACUGCUCAAGACAAAUCAAUCGGGAAUAUUUGUGCUUGAUGCUGCUAGAAAUUUAUUGUGAAUCAUGUAUUUCAUAUGUGUCUCGGGAUGACAUCAUCUGUCAGCUGCCAAACUCAGAGCUCAGUGUGUCAUUUGGUCUAUUUGAGAAUUUGAUGCGGAUUAAGCCGUCUGUGGUUCUAGUCUAACUUUGCGACCAAUCCAAGUCCAGUUCUAGCAGAGCAUUCUUAUGUACUUCUACGCAGUUCCGUCCUUCACCACAUUCUACCUAUUUGAAUACGGCUUUCAGAGCCUUGAAUGUAGUUUUAACAGUUGUCCUUUCAUUUCAGUUCUACCAAGUGACUGAAGAUUCUUUUUAAAAAAAGAUCAGCAUUGCGCGUGAAGUGGCACCAGACCUAACAGGCCUGUGUUCUGUUUUCCAGGCCGCACUGUACGCCACAUUUCUAAGGCCACAACCUCCUGGACAUCAGCAGCAUCAAAGCACCAUGCUCAACAAUCAAGAAACAUGCUACAUUACGCGUACACACACACACAUAUAUACACACAGAGACGAGACACGCACAGGGCAAUUCUCAUCUCUGCAGACCGAGUCUGACAGGACAACAAACUACCGGCGGUGGACAAAUUGCUCACUUUUCUCUAAACAGUCUCCCUUUUUCCGUCCUAACGGAGGCCACUCCCGGCCAAAUUAGGUUACCCUCUCCUGGUUUCCAACCGUAAACAGCCAACUGAACUUUUAAACUCACCGACUGAUGCUGCUGCAGCUUCCUUGCUCAUACACGCGCUUGUGUGUGUUUGUGUGUGGACACGAGGUCCUGCUCCGAGCCUCAUCUGGACACAACCGCUAUCUCCUGCCUCCUGUGUGUGCAUGUGUGUUGAGAUAUUUUUUUAAAGUGAGACCCCCUUCUGCUUUGGGCCAAACUAUAAAAAAGAAGGCAGCUUUGACAUUUACAUGUCAAACGGAUGAGGGUUUUUAUCUCCAAGUUGGAUCGUAAAGAUCAGGCCUGGCCUCAGACUGAUACCUCUCACUGGCUCUCCUCUGGUCACGUGGGGUCCAUAAAGUUAGUUUUAUGGUUUUGGGGAGUUGACAAUGUACUAUAUAUUUCACAUUCUAGAAAGCAAGUGACGGUUUAACGGCUUCGCGGGGAUCCUAAAGGGGUCAGUAAUGUAGAGACAGAGCGAGAGAGGGAGGGAAUGU